UAAAUGACGUCAGAGUUGUUAGUAUUUUCCUCGACCAACUGACAUGAAUUAUAAUUGCAUUUUUGCGUGCAUUAAUUAUUUUAAAAACUGGAACAUUUCUGUAAAUGUAUUUUAGUCACUUUGAGGAGAUGUAGUUGUACCACUUUAAAGCUAGCACUGUCGGAAAGGAGCCAACAAGGUGAACACUGUCGUUUGCCGAUAGUUUGCCUGCUAGCAAUCGAGCAAGCUGACAGCGAAGGAGUUCUGUUUCGGUGUCAACAAUGAACAAUACAGAUGCGAGAUGGGAUACUGCUGCGGGGAAACGGAGUGCUGUACCUACUACUACGAACUGUGGUGGUUCUGGCUGGUGUGGACACUUAUCAUCAUGCUCAGCUGCUGCUGUGCAUACCGUCACCGUCGCGUGAAGAUGCGGCUCCAGCAGGAGCAGCGUCAGCGUGAGAUCAGCCUCAUGGCCUACCAGGGGGCCUCCAGCUCCUUUGUGUCCCCACCUCCCCUAAAUCUGCGCUUCUGGAACGACUGCAAACUGCCAGAUUAUGAGGAGGUGGUUGGCCAUCCUCCAACGCCCCCUCCACCUUACUCAGAGAUGCCCCCAGAGGUCUCCCCGCCUGGCCAGGCCUCCGCUUCUGCCUCCGCUGCCAUCGUGUUGGAGCCCCUCAUGGAGCAAGAGGCCGCACUCUCCAGAGACGAGCAGCACUCUGCAGCAGCAGCAGCAGCCUCCCCGGCCUGCCUCUCCAGCCACCAGCAACACAGGAUGGUGGCGGUGGCGGCGGCAGCAGCGGAGGAGGAAGACGAGGGGCCUGGAGACCUGCCGGAGGAUGAAGAGGAGCUGGGGACAAGGCGGAGACAUGUGACGGGCGACUCAGGGAUCGAGGUGUGCAUUUGCCAGAUGGACGUCGACGAAGAGUACGACGGCGAGAACAACCGCGACCGCGAGGAGAGGGCCGAGCGUGAACAGCUGUGCCAGGGAGGCGCCAGGGGCGAGUGCUGCACCGAGAGAGAGCGGGAGGUCGCCGUGCGUCACAAGGACCACAGCCCUGAGCCCCAGACCCAACCGGCCAGCACCGGAGACCGACUGGUCUGAGACAGUGGCCCCUCGGCUGCACCCACUCGCCAUACGCGCAUUGAAAGAGGACUGUGCUUGGCCACUACAGUCGUCGUCAUUGAUGUUGCCGUCAGGCAAAAGCCUGAUGUUAACGUCAAAGCUGCCUUCCCUAAUGGUCUUUAUUCCUCAAGUCCCUCCAUUACAAUUAAGCUACAUGUCAGCUUUAUGUAUGUACAAUGGUUAAGGUGGUAGAUGCUGAUGAUGGAACUGAUAUUUUUGAAGUUGCUUAAUGCACGGUUUAGGGUUAAAGUUGUUCAUUCCGGUGGAUGGCUUAUUUUGUUCUUUUUUUUUUAGUUUGUUUUCUUUGUAUUUUUGGCAUGGAUGAAUGAACAGGUUGUUAAUUUCUAGUGUGUGUAAGGCUGGAACUGAAAGGUCACAAGGAAACAGCUGCUAAGUCACAAAGUGGCUGACGGCGGGAGCUUUUUAAAGCGCUGUUCUCUCUCUCUCUCUCGUCGCCCCCUGCCCCCCCCCCCACGCAACCAUGGCACACGUGUAGCCCCCGGCGUGGCGUUCCCAUUCAUCCCCCUCUGGCAUGUAAAUACCACUCGGCCCUCCCAUGUGACGCCCAACAGCCCAGGACUUCCAAGUCCAGCAGCGGCCCCUUAAGCACAUGGCCGCAUUAGAAGACUACGUUUCCCAACAGUCCCCUGGGUGGACCCUUGCUUGUCAUGAUUUGUAUAUAAUAUAAUUUUUCUUUUUCUUUCUCUACCUUAGUGGGUCUGGUUGUUAAAAAAAAAAAAAAAAUCAAGCUACUGUGCCUUCUAUAUGGCCUUUCAGUCAAUCUUCGAUCAGUAGUCGGGGGACAUAGGAGGAGAACUUAAUCCAUUUUCUCCCUUCACGUUUGACUUCGUUGGUGUGCUCUGUGACAUUAUCCCCAGUGCUGGGCCUGCUAGUUGCGGUCUAAAAAAAGCCUGUGUUAGUGUUUGUGCACACUAGCUGGUUAUCAAUGACGUCAUCGUGCCCACCACAAAUGGGGGAGUGUGUGUGCGAUG
Alosa alosa (allis shad) is the source of this 2094-nucleotide messenger RNA. It is a transcript of the gene wbp1, whose product is annotated as WW domain binding protein 1. NCBI's taxonomy places the organism in Eukaryota, Metazoa, Chordata, Actinopteri, Clupeiformes, Clupeidae. The coding region runs from base 281 to 1081 and encodes 266 amino acids. The transcript has 4 exons. The record is from RefSeq and is a predicted model, not a curated record.